This is a messenger RNA of Funneliformis geosporum, 3234 nucleotides long. Lineage: Eukaryota; Fungi; Glomeromycota; Glomeromycetes; Glomerales; Glomeraceae. The record is from the annotation of a GenBank genome assembly.
AUGGCUUAUGAAACAGUUGGUGAUGAAAGGUCUAUACAGUUUACUGUGAUGACUACUUCUGAAGAUUUAAAGAUUAAUGCUGAAUGUAUUCGUAUGGCUGAUCAGUUUAUCGAAGUACAUGGUGGUUCUAAUAAUAAUUAUUAUGCUAAUGUUUCAUUAAUUGUUGAUAUCGCCGAACGUACUGGUGUUCAUGCUGCUUGGGCUGGCUGUAAACAUAAGAUAGUUUUCAUUGGUCCUCCCGGUUCAGUGACGCGUACGUUAGGUGAUAAAAUAUCUUCUAUGAUCGUUGCUCAAUCUGCAAAUAUUCCUACGAUGGAUUGGAAUGGUAAUGAUGUCACCAAAACUGAAUUUGAUGAAAUAGGUCAUGUUAUUGUUUCCGAAAGUGUUGGCGAGUUUCAAGGACCUUCAAAGGGUGGAGGAGGAAAAGGAAUUAGAAAAGUGGAAAAUCCAAAUAAUUUUAAGCAAGCAUUUGCUCAAGUUCAAGGUGAAGUUCCUGAUUCACUGACUUUCAUCAUGCGAUUUGUUCGAGAUGCUCGUCAUUUCGAAGUUCAAGUUGAACAUACUACGACAGAAAUGGUUUCAGGUGUGAAUUUACCUACUCAAUUACAAUCGCUACUUCAUCAAAUUCGUUCCGAGAUCAAUUUUGAUUUUUCGGAUCUCGAGUCUCUUCAAACUCAAAGGAGACCUGCACCAAAAGGUCAUGUAAUAGCCGUUCGUAUAACAGCGGAAAAUCCUGACGCAGGAUUUAAACCAAGUAAUGGUAUGGUGCAUGAACUUAAUUUUUGCAGCAGCACGAAUGUUUCUCGGUUAAUUCCGCCGUCAAAAGCUUUCGAAGAAAAUAGUUUUACAACGGGAUGGUUGGACACGUUAAUAUCUGAUGAAAAUCUAACGGCCGAAAAGCCUGAUAAAGUGUUGGCUGAAAUCCCUAGCAGAUAUAUAUUGCGUACCGUCUUCAUCAUCGAUUUUAUUUACGAAGGCGUCCAUUAUAAAUUUACCCCCACUAGAUCGUGCUCUACCGAUGCUUGUGAGAUUUUGGUGGAGUCUGGCGAUCAUGUAAAAAAAGGUGAUGCUUACGCUGAAAUUGAAGUGAUGAAAAUGUACAUGCCAAUUAUCGCAAUAGAAGAUGUCGAGCUCGUCACGCGUUACCUUUUGGGACAACUUCCUGCAAUGAAUCCGCCCGUUUUAGUCGGUGAUAAAGCUCAUCAGAUAUAUUGUGAGGUCAAGCAUAUCCUUGAAUGUAUAAUCCCAUGCAGUACUUUCAGCACUCUCCGGAAAAAUCCCGGCCAAACUUUAUUGAGAAUUUCUAAUGAGACGCAUAGUCAAGGAUUAGAAAAUCCUGCUAAACGAUUAAAAAAAAUGUUUGAUAAUUAUUCUCUCGAUUUUGUCAAACCUUCAGACCUUUCAAGUUUUAAAUCUGUGAUCGCUCCCGUGAAUGACAUUCUUGAACGAUAUGUUUGUGAAGAAGCUGUCCAUGCUUUACGGGACGAAUACAAGAAUGAUCUGGACAAGACGUUUGAAAAAGGGUAUGCUCAAAUGGAACAAAUGUUGAAAGUUGCUGUUAUAGAGAGUCAUUAUGGAGAUGAUGGUUAUAAUUAUCGAACACAAGUUAUGUCCAACUGGUUCGGUCGAAAGCCCUCAUUUUUUAGUAUGAGACGUUCAGCUUCAAUACCAGAUUUAAAAAGAAAUAUACCACUAAUUUUAAAACUUUUUCCAAAAAUACAAACUAUCCAAGGAUGGAAAUCUCAGGAUCUAUCAGAUAGAAACAAUAUAAAUAAUGUUUUGAACUUCACUUUAAGGCUGGAAGAUGAUGCUAUAGAGGAUGAAGCUUUGAAAAAACGACUAAACCCCUUAUACAACGACAUUCUUAUGAAUUACGUGAACAUGGGAUACGAAGAAUUACUAUUGUCCUAUUUCGUAAAGGUCAAUAUCCGGGAUUAUACUGAGGAUCAAACGAUUCGUCAUAUCGAACCAGCCAUGGCCUAUCAACUUGAGCUUACGAGGUUAUCCAAUUUCGAUAUUACUCCUUGCUUUACCGACAAUAGACAGAUUCACGUUUAUUAUGCUGUUGGUAAAGAAAAUACUUCGGACUGUAGAUUCUUCAUUCGAUCCUUAGUUCGUCCUGGUCGGUUGCGAAAUAGCGUGCGUACGGCGGAUUAUCUAAUCUCGGAGUCCGACAGAUUAUUGAAUGAGAUUUUGGAUUCUCUUGAGAUUGUUAGUUCAGAACAUAAAAUUUCUGACUGCAAUCAUUUAUUUAUAAAUUUCAUUCCAACAUUUGAGUUAGAACCAAAGCAAGUUGAGGAAGCUGUUAAAGUAUUGAUUAAUCGGCACGGCAAAAGAUUAUGGAGGUUGUGUGUGAUCGGAGCCGAAGUUCGUUUCAAAGUUGAAGACCCUACAUUAGUAACAAGUUAUCCUUUACAUGUCAUCAUUAAUAAUGUCUCUGUUUCAAACCUUGAAUGUCCUAGUGAUGUAUUGGAAGCCAAAGAACUUGUGCUUGACGAGAAUAAUAAUAUACAUGAAGUGGAGAAAGCUUCGGGAACGAAUUCAUUUGAAGUAGUUAUGAAUCAUUUUAACGUUGCAUGGAUUGAUAAAGGAAAUCCAAGAAAAGGUAUCAAAUAUCUUUAUUUUGAUUUGGAGACUAUAAGCAAUUACAUCAAAAUGGAAGGAAACACGUUAUCGCGGAAUAAAUUGUUGAGGAAGGAGAUACACGACAAAAUCACCGACAUUAUUGGAUCAAAAGAUGGGCUUUGUGUUGAGGGUCAACACGUAAUAUUAACCGGAUCACCAGCAUUGAAUAAAGUAUUGGGAAGAGAAGUUUAUACAGGAAAUCUACAACUUGGAGGCACGCAAAUUAUGUUAAAGAAUGGAGUUUCACAUUUGACUGUACAAAAUGAUUUUGGGUAUUACAAAGGUUAUGCAAUGUCUUUCUUGCGUUCCAGCCGAAAUUCUAUAUUUAUGAAUUCAGAUACUUUGGACAGGGAUGUUAAUUAUGUGCCUCCGAGGGCCUUACGAUCCAAGAUGUACUACAAGCAGCCUGUAUUUGUUUAUAUUGUUCCAAUGGAGAACUUCGUGAAAUCAAAUUCAGAAAGCCAUAAUUGCUCGCAACAGCAGAAAAUGUACCGUAAUCUUAAGAAAUCAUUAAAUGAUCCGACAAUAUCUGAAUCGCAAAAACGAGAAAUUAAAUUACAGUUGGAUGCAAGGGAACAAGAAUUAUUACCCAUACACCAGGAAGAAUGA